Molecule: messenger RNA, 4717 nt
Organism: Plutella xylostella (diamondback moth)
Lineage: Eukaryota; Metazoa; Arthropoda; Insecta; Lepidoptera; Plutellidae
Source: RefSeq, a predicted model, not a curated record
UCGAAAGCUCGCUUUCAGUAAAAUGUGAAGCUUUAUGAAACGAAAAAAAAAACAUAUUUUAGGAUAAAAAGAGUGAUUUGAAAUGUUUGAUGAUUGACCGCAAAUAAAAUUAUUCUUUAAAAACUUAAUUAUCGAUUAUAUAGCAAAGUUUCAUGAUAUUACAUGGACAUUUCAGUGUUAUUUUGUGAUCCAAAAAUAGCUCGGCUAGUGAUUUUGUAUUUUUGAUUUCGUCCUACAUUCUAGAGCCAUGUUCCUGCUAAUACUCCUGGCCCUGGUGAGCGCAGUGCGGGCCGUGCCUCAGAAGCCCAACCUGGACGCCAUCUUGAACCGGAGAACUGACGUCUACAUCGCCGGCUUCUUCCCGUUUGGGAAGGGCGUGGAGAACUCCAAUACCGGCCGCGGCGUGAUGCCGAGCGUGAAGCUGGCGCUGGACCACGUGAACGAGCACGACGCGGUGCUGCGCAACUACCGCCUGCACAUGUGGUGGAACGACACCGAGUGUAACGCAGCAGUGGGCGUGAAGUCGUUCUUCGACAUGAUGCACAGCGGGCCGCACAAGCUGAUGCUAUUCGGAGCCGCGUGCACACACGUCACCGACCCCAUCGCCAAGGCGUCCAAGCACUGGCAUCUUACUCAGUUAUCCUACGCAGACACGCACCCCAUGUUCACGAAGGAGGCGUUCCCGAACUUCUUCCGCAUCGUGCCGUCCGAGAACGCGUUCAACAUGCCGCGCAUCCGCCUGCUGCAGCACUUCAACUGGACGCGCGUCGGCACCAUCUACCAGAAUGAGCCCCGAUAUGCCCUGGCCCACAACCGUCUUGUAGCUGAUCUAGACAUGAACGGUUUUGAAGUGGAAGAGACGCAAAGUUUUGCAACUGACGUGCGAUCGGCACUAGAGAAACUCAAGGAGAAGGACGUCAGGAUCAUUCUGGGCAACUUCAAUGAAACAUGGGCGAUAAAGAUCUUUUGCGAGGCUUACAAGUUAGAAAUGUACGGGCGAGCGUACACCUGGCUACUGCUGGGCACCUUCAGCAACAAGUGGUGGAUGCGUCGUGCUCCGUGUUCCAAACGUGACCUGACCACGGCGCUGGAUACUGCCAUAUUGACUGACUUGCUGCCACUGUCUUCUACUGGGGAAACCACAGUUUCUGGCAUCACAUCAAAAGACUACCAAGUAGAGUAUGAUCGUAGGCGAGGGACAGAGUAUUCCCGUUUCCAUGGAUAUACUUAUGAUGGUAUCUGGGCGAUGGCUUUAGCCAUACAAACAGUCGCCCAAAGAGUGAAAUUAAAACACAAAGAGAAGACAGUUCAAGAUUUCAAAUAUCGUGAUAAAGAGUGGGAGACACUUUUCUUAGACGCAUUGAGUAACGUUACUUUCGAAGGCGUAACCGGUCCAGUAAGAUUUUAUGACAAUGAGAGGAAAGCAUCCAUCCUGCUAAAGCAAUUUCAAGGUGAAGAAGUAGGUGAAGUGAAGGUAGGUGAGUACUGCGCGGAGAGAGACCACCUGGACCUGACCAGCUGGGAGUCAUUCAAGUGGAUUGGAAAAAACCCUCCGAAGGAUCGCACACUGCGUCUUAUUGAGCAUACUCAAGUGAACAUCACGAUCUACUCGGUGCUAGCUACUUGCUCAGUACUGGGCAUCAUAUUGGCUACUGCAUUUCUAGCCAUGAAUAUCCAUUACAGAAAUCAGAGGUACAUCAAAAUGUCGUCACCGCAUUUGAACAACUUGAUCAUCGUUGGGUGUAUGUUGACCUACACCAGCGUCAUUUUCCUAGGACUUGACUCCAGCCUCAGCAGUAUAGCUGCCUUCCCGUACAUCUGCACUGCGCGGGCGUGGUUGCUGAUGGCUGGAUUCAGCCUGGCGUUUGGAGCAAUGUUCUCUAAGACUUGGAGGGUUCACUCCAUCUUCACAGACGUAAAACUCAAUAAGAAGGUGAUCAAGGACUACCAGCUAUUUAUGGUGGUUGGAGUGUUACUGUGCAUAGAUCUGGCUAUCAUGACCACGUGGCAGGUCGCUGACCCUUUCUACAGGGAGACCAAGCAGAUGGAACCUUAUAAUCACCCGUCGAGUGAAGAUAUCGUUAUAGUUCAGGAGAAUGAGUACUGCCAGUCAGAAAGAAUGAGCAUCUUCAUUGGAGUUAUUUAUGCGUACAAAGGGCUGUUGUUGAUAUUUGGCGCUUUCUUGGCUUGGGAGACUCGAUCGGUGUCUAUUCCUGCCCUGAAUGACUCAAAACACAUCGGUCUCUCGGUGUACAAUGUGCUCAUUAUGUGCAUCACUGGCGCUCCCAUGGCUUUGUUGCUGGCUGACCACAAAGAUGCGUUGUUCAUCUUCAUAGCUGUGUUCAUAAUCUUCUGCACUACAGCUACACUCUGUUUAGUCUUUGUUCCGAAGCUCCUGGAGCUCCGUCGCAACGGCCAGCCCGGGACUGCCCCCACCCGCAUCCGCGCCACGCUGCGGCCGGCCUCCACUCACGAGUGUCGCUCGCCCGGGCCCGAGCUGGAGCGACGCAUGAAGGAGCUCCGGCAGUACAACAACCGCUACCGGCGGACGCUGCAGGCUAAGGAGAAUGAGCUGCAGCUACUUCUUAGCAAGUUAGGCAGCGAUGCUGGUUCGGAAUCUUCUACACGGACUGACUCAAAGUCUCCUGCUACUCAAAGGACUACUAGACUACCUCUGCCCAAGGAAAAUUUAAGUCAUCCAGAAACCAGUGACAUAACAUCAGUUUGCAGUUUAAGUGCAUCAGCCGGCGCUGAAGCCGAAUACCUGAAAUAUGAACAGCAAUCUGAUAAAGUCAAACCUUCCGCUCCACCUCCAGAACCAGUCAAAGAAGUUCCACCACCUAAAGAACCUAAGAAAGAGCAGACUAAGAAUGUAUCGUUCAAGAACCAUCUGGAUUACACCAGUCCUCCACCAACUAACAAAGCAGUUCCAGAAAAAGACGUGCUUGCCAAGCUACCUUAUGGAUGCAUGUAUACUGAGGAACCAGCAGAAGUACCACCAAAGUCAUCAAUAAAGAUUUCAUCAGAACCAGUCAAAGCUGAAACUAAGACAAUAUCAGCUCUGAAAACAAGUGACGCUGCUCCAGCCAAGUCUGUACCAGCAAAGGUGCAAGAACCAAUGUACACUAAAGCUGCUCCACCUAGAGCACAAGAAUCAAAGGUCAUUAAGACACCAGAAUUGCAGAAAAAGGCUGCAAAAAUACAAGAACCAACGAAAACAACGCCGUCACGUGACCACAAAUCUUCGGCUGUAAGAGGACAUCGGCGCAUGUCCAGCGUGGGCCAAGGUGCCUUGUUGACGGACUUGAUGCAUGUAUCAGUCGAUCAGGAUGAUGUGAUAGUCCCUAGUUGUCCCGACAAAGAAUUACCUCUACCUCCGACAGUAAAAUCUAAGUUAGACGAAAGGGAGGAUAUAUUGGAUAUCGAUCAAGAUUAUUCUACCAACACAGCUGAAAGAAGAAAAGCUCAUCAAAGACGUGAUUCAGAACGAAGAAAAAAGGAGUUCAUUGUGGUGCAAAGUGAUCUAUGGGACACGAAUACAUUCCAGUAUAAUUGUCAAAAAUCUCCUCCACCAGCCACUACCCCACAUGUGGACUUAGGUCAUCUACAUACUCCGAUGCAGCGUAGUGUGUCGGAGAAGAGUCGACAGCAGCCGUCGCCACACCACCACAGAGACAGUGAUCGAGGCAGUAUGGAGAGAAGAGCUUCGAAUGCAUCAAUAAAUUAUGCAGGAACAUCUCGGGGAACCACACCUGAAGGAUAUCGAGAAGCGGAAACCCUUAGGAUGCCAGAUAAGUUAUCAAAGCGUCGGGGUUCAGAGUUUUCGCAACCAGUUAGCGCUCCAACACAACAGAACCAUUCUAAAAGGCGACAAUCAUCAGCACAAGUCAGAUCCUACCACGAUGACAGGCACGACAAAAAUGAAGCCACACCCAAAAGACGAGAAGAGACAAUUCGGAAAGCCGAACUGAAAGAAGAGAUACACGACCAGUCUUGGAGACCAGAUCCUGACACUGUUAAGAUGAUGAAGAUCCAGGAUUCUCCGUCCAAAAGACUGAGGCAUGAAGCCGAACCACUCAAAAGAGCGAAAGGGACGACAGAUUCACCGAGACUCACACAAGCGUCAGUCAAAGCCAGGCCUGACCAUCACAAGAGCAGUCCAAACGUUGCUUCGAGGCAUAAAUCAGGUUCUCCAAACAGUAAGCGGGAAGAAAGAAAAUCAGUUCCAUAUGGCCGAAGUGACUCAAAACGUCAAGACUCGGCAGAUCAGCGCAAAAUGUACACAGCCAGUUCAGAGUCCGAACUGUUUGAGUGUGCCAUCUUGCCAAUAUUCCAUAAACUGCUCACAGAAAGACACAAGAGCCAGCCGCACAGCCUUAACCUCACAUACGGAAUGAGUUGUCCCAAUAUAUCUAUAAAGUGCGAUAUAGUUGAGUAUUUGUAAAUUUUAGGGUUUUUAAAUCAAUGGAAAGGUUUUUCUGAAUGGUUGUAUACCUGUCUAUACUUCUUUUCCAUUUAAAGAAAUUGAUUGUGUACGUAUUUAAGCCAAUGUGAGUUGUGUUGUCGGUACCUAGAAAUGCCUAGAAAUAACCCGAGGCGCCACUUCGUAUGUGAGAAAACGUAAACGUUUCGAUUUUGACAAACUAUCAUAUUGUAGUUACUUAGACGUAUGUACAUACAUAGGUACUUACAGGCAGUUAACUUCGAAAUUUUAAUA